This is a messenger RNA of Penicillium bovifimosum, 1722 nucleotides long. Its product is annotated as putative AMP-binding domain protein. NCBI's taxonomy places the organism in Eukaryota, Fungi, Ascomycota, Eurotiomycetes, Eurotiales, Aspergillaceae. The transcript has 5 exons. The record is from RefSeq and is a predicted model, not a curated record. The coding region runs from base 1 to 1722 and encodes 573 amino acids.
AUGUCUGGAGUAAAGACUCGACUGUCUGGCCUGCUCGGUCAUUUCAACCCAGCUUCGACACCAUCCUUUGAACACCGUCUCAAUAACCACACGCUAUGUCCUACUUUCUUUCUCACUCGUGCUGCUGCCAUUGAACCCAAUGCUGAGGCGAUUCAUCAUGUAACCGCAAACAACAAGGUCCUUCGCAGGAACUACACCGAGCUCGCAGAUCGAGCCAGAGGCAUAGCUUAUUACAUCAAAAAGCACGGGUUUACCAGAGUGGGAAUUCUAUGCCCGAAUACUCCAGCAUUCCUCGAGUCGAUCUUUGGAAUCGCCGCAGCUGGUGCUGUAAACGUCGCUGUCAACUAUCGUCUGAAGCAGGAAGAUAUCUGUUAUAUCUUUGAACAUGGCGACGCAGAUGCGAUCAUCGUGGAUGCGGAAUAUGUCCCUCUUCUGGAAAGCUACCGAUCCCAACACCCUCACAUCCCUAUCAUUGUGGAUACCGAUACUGAUGCAACGGAGGGUGAGCUAACGGGACCCUUCGAUGAGGCUGUUUUGGAAGGCCUCCGGCACGACUUAGAGACCGGUGCACAUGGUUGGGAAGGUCUUGAGAGCCAGGCUGCCGAUGAAGAGGCCGUCAUUGCAUUGGCAUAUACUAGUGGGACUACAGCCCGACCCAAGGGUGUUGAAUUUACUCACCGGGGCUGUUAUCUGGCUACACUGGGAAAUGUAAUCGAGUCUGGUCUGAACUCUCAAGGUGGACGUGCCCGUUAUCUAUGGACGCUGCCCAUGUUUCACGCUAUGGGCUGGACAUUCCCAUGGGCCGUGACAGCUGUGCGUGGCACCCAUUAUUGCCUCCGCAAGAUUGACUACCCAGAAAUCUGGAGGCUGCUGAAAGACGAGCAUAUCACCCAUUUCAACGCUGCGCCAACCGUGAACACCUUGCUAUGCAACGCAAAAGAAGCAGUCAAGUUGCCCAAUCCUGUUCAGGUCACUGUGGCAGCAAGUCCCCCUACGCCUCACCUUUUCGAACAAAUGACCAACCUCAACUUGCACCCUGUACAUGUCUAUGGAAUGACUGAGACAUAUGGCCCGAUCACCAAAGGCUACCUGUUGCCGGAGUGGAACACACUUCCUGUCAAGGAAAAGUAUCAGAAGAUGGCCCGCCAAGGCCAUGGGUUUAUUACAAGUCUUCCUGCCCGGGUGAUCAAGACCGAAGUACCCGAAGGAACUAUCGCCGACGUUAGCAAAGAUGGCAAGGAGAUUGGUGAGAUCGUUUUCAUUGGAAACAUCUGCGCCCGUGGAUACUACAAGGACCCCGAGGCGACCCGGAAACUCUAUGCAGGAGGUGUUCUACACUCUGGAGACUUGGCUGUCUGGCAUCCCGACGGUGCCAUUCAGAUCCUUGACCGUGCGAAGGAUAUAAUCAUCAGUGGUGGCGAGAACAUUUCCUCUGUAGCCCUUGAGUCUAUGCUGGCCACGCAUCCUGACAUUCUGGAAGCCGGUGUUGUUUCUGUCCCUGACGCCCAUUGGGGAGAACGACCCAAAGCCUUUGUCACGGUGAAGGAAGGCAAGAGCCUUGAGGGUCCGGAUGUGAUCAACUGGGCCCGGAACAACAGUGGAAUCAGCAAAUUCAUGAUUCCCCGAGAAGUGGAGGUGGUUCCUGAACUCCCCAAGACCAGCACUGGCAAAAUCCGGAAGAACGUUUUGCGUGACUGGGUUAAGGGAAUCAAAGAAGCUUAG